UUCUCCCCCAGAAGCUUCCUGUUGGAGCUUCCUUCUAGGACAGACAGGCAGGUCCAGAAGGUGGACUGUCCUGAGAAGUCCUGACCCCAUGGACGUGAAGAUGCUGCCGCCGCCACUGCUGCUGCUGCUCCUGCUGCACGUGGCGUCCCUGCAGAGGGACCCAUGGUACCAGCUCCAAGUGCAGGAAUCUGUGACAGUGCCGGAGGGUCUAUGCGUCCUUGUGCCCUGCACCGUCUCCUACCCCUGGACAGGCUGGAACGACGCUACUCCCACCUACGGCUACUGGAUGCGGAAAGAGGAGAAACCCCAAAAUGAUGUCCUUGUGGCCACAAACCACCCCGUCAGGGCCUCACAAAAGAGGAGGAAAUUCCCAUUCGACCUCUCCGGGGACCCCGGGGCCAACAACUGCUCCCUGAGCAUCAGAGACGCCAGGAAGAGGGACAGUGGAAACUAUUAUUUUCGGCUGGUGAGAGGAGCUGAGGUGAAAUACAGUUUCAGACAUAGUCUGCUCACUGUGAACGUGACAGCGCUGACAUGGACCCCUGAUAUCUACAUCAAGGAGCCCCUGGCAUCUGGCUCCGGCAGCCACCUGACGUGCUCCCUGCCAGGCGCUUGUGACUGGGCCACGCCCCCCACCAUCUCCUGGAUGGGGGCUGCCCUGGACGCCUCAGCUGCCUCUAACUCCUCAGAGAUCCUGCUCACCCCCCGCCCCCAGGACCACGGCACCAACCUCACUUGCCGGGUGACCUUACCCAGGGCUGGUGUGAGCACGGAGCGGACCCUCCAGCUCAACGUGUCAUAUGCUCCCCGGAACCUGGCCAUUGGCAUCUCUCGAGGAAAUUGCACAGAGCUGAAAUACCUGGGGAAUGGCUCAUCUCUUCCUGUCCUGGAAGGGGAAUCUCUGUGCCUGGUCUGCGUCGUUGACAGCAACCCCCCGGCCACACUGAGCUGGGCCCGACGGGGCCGGAUCCUGAGCCCCUCGCAGCCCUGGAACCCCGGGGUCCUGCAGCUGCCCCGGGUGGAAUCGGGCCACGAAGGCGAAUUCACAUGUGGAGCUCAGCAUCUUUGGGGAUCUGUGCACGUCUCCCUGCAUCUCUCUGUGCAGAACCCCCCAAAGCUGCUGGGUCCCUUCUGCUCCUGGGAGGAUGAGGGUCUGCACUGCAGCUGCUCCUCCCAAGCUCAGCCCAUCCCCUCCCUGCGCUGGCGGCUGGGGGAGGGGCUGCUGGACCAGAACCUCAGCAAUGCCUCCAUCAAGGUCACCUCCAGCUCCACCGGGCCCUGGGCCAACAGCUCCCUGAGCUUCCGCGAGGGGCUCAGCUCCAGCCUCAGACUCAGCUGUGAGGCCCAGAACGUCCACGGGGCCCAGAGCACCACUGUCCUGCUGCUGCCAGGGAGGCCCAGGGUUGGAGGAGGAUUGGUUCUGGGGGCCGUCGGGGGAGCUGGCAUUGCUGGCCUGCUCAGUCUCUGUUCCUGCCUCAUCUUCUUCAUAGUGAAGACCUUCAGGAAGGCAGCUGGGGAGGAUGCCCCUGCCUCACUGGCGACCACUUCCCUGGGUUACCAGCAUGGGGGGUGGCCAGGAAGCCCCCUGGAUCAGCCGCCCCCUACAGCAGCCAGCCCCACCGCAGGGGAGGAGCGGGAACUCCACUACGCCUCCCUCAUUUUCCACGUGCCAAGGCCCUGGGAGCCUCAGGACCCGGAGGCCACCAGGACUACGGAAUACGCUGAGAUCAAGAUCCAGCAGUGAUGACCCUGGCUCCCGCCCAGGGCCCAGGGCCUCUGUGGGAAGGGAGACUCAUCUUCCAUGUAAAUGGGAUACCACAACGAAGUGUGUGGGAGGCCCGGUGGCGGGGCGAUAGGCAGAACUGGCUCGAAUUUCAGCCCUGUCACCAACACGGGUUUGAGCACGGCACUCUCUCAGUCUCCCCCUCUGUAAAAUGGACACAAUAAACCUAGUGCAGAGGGC
Phacochoerus africanus (Common warthog) is the source of this 1963-nucleotide messenger RNA. It is a transcript of the gene SIGLEC11, whose product is annotated as sialic acid binding Ig like lectin 11. Gene Ontology annotation, molecular function: sialic acid binding. Gene Ontology annotation, biological process: cell adhesion. Bases 89 to 1744 code for a protein of 551 amino acids. NCBI's taxonomy places the organism in Eukaryota, Metazoa, Chordata, Mammalia, Artiodactyla, Suidae. The transcript is spliced from 9 exons. The record is from RefSeq and is a predicted model, not a curated record. Gene Ontology annotation, cellular component: plasma membrane.